Lodderomyces pseudojiufengensis is the source of this 4188-nucleotide messenger RNA. RefSeq names its product bifunctional ATP-dependent DNA helicase/ssDNA endodeoxyribonuclease (gene DNA2). The transcript has a single exon. NCBI's taxonomy places the organism in Eukaryota, Fungi, Ascomycota, Pichiomycetes, Serinales, Debaryomycetaceae. The record is from RefSeq and is a predicted model, not a curated record. Gene Ontology annotation, molecular function: 5'-3' DNA helicase activity; single-stranded DNA helicase activity. The coding region runs from base 1 to 4188 and encodes 1395 amino acids.
AUGGAAAAAAAUUCUGAAUCAAUAAAAUCAUUGAAACGACCAAAAAAGCAGUUCUUUUUCCCGAUUGAUAAAUUAACGUCUACUACUUCUACCAAACUACUGAAUAAAAAUGAAGCCGUCAUAAAACCAGUGGAUAUAAAUACGUUAAAAUCAAAUAUUCAACCAGUUCAGGAAAUCAAGAAGACAAGUCCCAAAUCAAAACAAAAGAAACGGAAGCACGUUCAAGUGGUUACAGACAAUUCUGAUGAUAGUUUCGAUGGGAUACGGUGGAAGGAGAGUCCUGAAAAUCAAAACAACCAUAAGGGUGUGCAGCUUAAGCAUUCAAACAUUCAAAACUUUUCAUCGCCUUUGAAGAAUUUAACUCAAUCUAAAUCAAGUCUACAAGAUGAUUCUUCUAAUGAAUUAUUGACCCGUUAUGGCACUGAUUUCAACAACAUGUAUUUAAGGUCACCCAAGCUACUCAAAAGCUGUUCAGAUCUUAGUUUUAGUAAACAAACCUCCUGUCCACCGGGUCUCAAACGAACAAAAUCUAAUGAAGUUGAAAAUCUACGACCGUCAAUUUCUGAUUCAUUUCACGGUAAAUUGAAUGGUUGGAUCAACAAACUAGGUGGUGAAAAAGAAGGUUCUGUUGCUCAUGAUGAACCGAAUCAGCAAGUUUCUAAUAAGGAAUGUCUCCUACAACUGUCACCAACUGGCAAUUGCUUCAAUGACUCGAUACAAUCAAGUGAUCCUUUUUUGGAUGAUGACGACGAACUAAUACAAAUCCUUACUCAAAACAUACAACUUCAAAAUGAUACAAAGAAACUUCAAAUUCUUGAUUCAGAACCAAAUAAUUUGUUCUCCGAGGACCCGUUUUCAGAUGAUAUAGAUCCGGAAGUCAUCGAUUCAUUAACUGUAACUAAAGCACCAAAUGGUAAGGUUUUCAGUAAAUCUUUCAAAAACAGUGAAACAGAUCAGACGGAAAGACGUGCAUUCUCAAUAAAAGAAGAUGAAUUUGGUCCGUUAGCAUAUGACAGAGACAUGCUUCGAAGAUGUAAAAUUAAAUCAUUCACCGAGCAGUUAUAUAUGAAAACCAAAAAACAAUUAGUUCUAGCAGUUCAAGAGUCAAAUGGUGAGGAAUCAAAGUACAUAGUUAGGGGGGAAUAUUGUGAAUUGAACUUUAAAGAAAAUGAUAUUUUGAACAUAAUUUUAACUGAUAAAGACCAUCCUAGAUUAAUUGAUGAUACCCAUAACUUACUUAUCUGGAAUCCCGAUAUUAUAUUAUCCGCCACCACAAUAGCACAACAAUUAUCUUGUUCCAGAAAAACAGUCAUAACAUCGAGAUAUAAAUUUCCAGGGACAACAAGCAUACCUCUUAUAGUUGGAGAAAUGGUUCAUUUGAUAUUCCAAGAGUGUAUGAUCACCGAGACCUGGUCUUUAGAGUUUAUGCAUGAAGUUUUUGAUAAUAUAAUUGAUCAGUACUUGGUCAGUUUGUUUAGUAUUGAGAAAACCGUUGAAGACGCUAGAGUUGAAGCUUCUAAGCAUUUUGAAUAUCUAAAUACAUGGUUCAACAAAUACUACAAAAAAGCUCCAAACGCAAAUACUAUGAUUGAAAAUUGGUUAGAAAAUAACAAAAUCGGUUUUGGGGUUCAAGAUAUAUUGGAUAUUGAAGAAGAAAUUAGGUCACCUGUAUAUGGAUUGAAAGGGAAAAUCGACGCAACAAUUAUAGCUGCUUUAAAGAAUCUGAAAACGAGAGGAAACUAUCUUUUUCCCAUGGAGAUCAAAACUGGGAGGGAGUACAUUAGUCACAGUGCACAAGCAUCAUUAUAUGCUUUGUUAUUUAAAGACAGAUAUGACAUGGAUAUAAAUUCUUUUAUUCUUGUUUAUACUAAGGAGGAGCUAACAAAAAAAUGUAACAUAAGGAUAUCUGAUUUAAGAUCAUUAAUCAAUUUGAGAAAUCGAGUUUCUGAACAUUUUAAAUCAGGAGUCUCCCUACCUGAUUUAAUAAGAAAAUCAGAUUGUGAAAGGUGUGAAAUUUUAUCUGGUUGUAUGACUUUAAAUUAUUUGGUUGAAGAUGGUACGAAGGAAAAUUCAGGAAUAGAAGAGGAUGAAUACAGCACUAUAACUGCUGGAUUAUCUGAUCCAAAAUUUAAAGAGUUUUUCAAAUAUUGGGAUUUUCUCAUUGCAAAAGAAGAAGAAUUGAUGGGAAAAAGUUUGAAACAAUUGUGGAAUGUACCAUCUCAUUUACGUCAAGAAAGAGGCAAGUGUUUUGAUAAUUUAAAAAUAAUCGAAUCGAAUGAGGAUGAAAAUCUGAUAUUUUAUUAUAGAAAUGUGAAAAGUGAAAAAACAAAUGCUAGACAAUUUUUGUAUACAUUUGCAAAAGAUCAAGUUGGCCCAAGUUUCAAUUUCUUAUCUUCAAAAUUUACAUACAAUGAUAGAGUAAUAAUAAGUGAUCAAGACGGUCAUUUUGCUGUUACCACUGGUUUUGUCAAAGCAAUAUCGAAGCUGCAAAUAGUAAUUAGUACAAAAAGAAGAUUGACGACUCAUGAUCAAAAAUUAAAAAAUUUCAAUAAGAAAAACAAUCAAAUGAUUGAAAGUUUAAUUCAUGGAAAACCUAACUUUCGAGCUAAUGGAGAAAAAAGAUUUAUAGUAGAUAAGGAUGAAAUGUUUUAUGGUUUGGGUUUAGCAAGAUUCAACAUUUUGAACUUGUUUUUGACUGGAUCACCUCCUAAAUUAAAAAAUUUGAUUGUGAACUUGAAGGAGCCUCAAUUUUCAAGCGAAGAUAGCUUCAAGUAUGCUGGUACCACUAACUUCAAUACUUGUCAGUCCAAUGCAAUCAAGAAGGUCUUUUCUGCUGAUGAUUACGCUUUAAUUUUGGGAAUGCCAGGAACUGGUAAAACAACCUUGAUUGUUGAAAUUAUAAAAGCCAUCGUGUCACAAGGUCAAACGGUUUUAAUUUCAUCCUACACCAAUUCUGCGGUUGACAACAUCCUUUUGAAACUCAUUGAUAAAAUAGCUAAAAAUGAUAAUGUUAAAAUUUUGAGGGUUGGUCAUCCACUGAGAGUAAAUAAAGCGUUACAUGAUUACAUUCCAGAUUUCAAAGAGCCUAUCAAGUCAAAAACUCAGUAUGUUGAAACGUACUCGACCCCAAACGUUGUGGCAACUACAUGUUUGGGAGUUGCUGACCAUUGCUUUAAUUUAAGAAAUGAAUUUGACUAUUGUAUUGUGGAUGAAGCUUCUCAAAUAACCUUACCAAUAAAUUUGGGACCUAUAAGCUUAGCCAAAAAAUUUGUAUUGGUUGGAGAUCAUUAUCAAUUGCCUCCUUUAGUCUUACAUCCUAAUCCAGAAGUGAAAUCUGGAUUAUCACGAUCAUUAUUCAGAAUUUUAUCAGAGGCACACCCAAAUGCAUUAUGUGAAUUGACAGAUCAAUAUAGAAUGUGUGAAGAGAUUAUGCAAGUUUCCAAUGUUCUAGUUUAUGACAAUAAACUCAAGUGUGGAUCUCAAGAAGUAGCGAAACAAAGUUUAAAGAUACCAAAUCCAAAUGCAAUGUUAAAAAUUUCACAACUGGAAGUUCCUGAACAAUUCAAAUGGAUGGACAAUUUAAUUUUUGAUGAAACCAAAAAAGUUUUGUUUUUGGACCACGAUACAAUUCCAGCAAGAGAGACUGUAUUUGGUGAAUCAAUUCAAAAUCCAAUUGAGGCUAAACUUAUCCAUCAAACUGUAAAGGCUUUGGUCACUGCAGGAAUAGAUGAAUCUCAAAUUGGUGUAAUGUCGUUUUAUAGAUCACAAUUGGAACUUUUGAAAAGAAACUUGUCAUCUAAAACCGAUCUUGAGAUUUUAACUGCUGAUCAGUAUCAAGGUAGGGAUAAACAAUGUAUCAUUAUAUCAUUAGUCAGGUCUAAUGAGGAAAGAAAUCCAGGAGAUUUGAUGAAAGAGUGGAGAAGACUUAAUGUUGCUGUAACAAGAGCAAAAUCAAAACUUAUAAUACUUGGAUCAAAAUCUACUUUAACUUCCGCCGAUAUCACGAACACAUUUAUUGAAUUUUUAGAACUGAAAAACUGGUUGUACUCACUUCCUCGCAAUGCGGAUGAUAUUUACGAUAUACCACAGUCUGUCAAUAACUCACCAAUCAAGAAAAAGGUUAAAUCUACUGGAACUUUGAAACUGAACCCUAUGCUAAAAAAUAUUAUGGACGAGAUAUUAAAUUAA